Molecule: messenger RNA, 1493 nt
Organism: Quercus lobata
Lineage: Eukaryota; Viridiplantae; Streptophyta; Magnoliopsida; Fagales; Fagaceae
Exons: 4
Coding region: 809-1264 (151 amino acids)
Source: RefSeq, a predicted model, not a curated record
AGAGAGAGAUCGAAACCUGGAAUUUUUUUUCCAUUUUGCCUUAAAUUUUUAACAAUUUUGUUAGUGGUUAUGUUUGCAAAACAAUAUAGAAAAAUAGCAUCUCGAGUUUUCCAAAUCGUUCUUCUUCUUCCUUUAGAUCUGGUUGUUCGGUUCUUCAAAUUGUCUUCAUCUUCAUGCGUUUUCCAAAUCGAUUCUUCAAAUCUUCUGUAGAUCGUUCUUCUUCUUCCUUCGGAUCUGGUUCUUCAAUUCUUCAAAUCGUCUUCAUCUUCAUGCUUUUUCCAGAUCGGUUCUUUGGAUCGUCUUCGAAUCUUCAUGCAUUUUCCAGAUCGGUUCUUCAGAUCGUCUUCAUCUUCAUCGUCGUUCUUCAGAUACUUCUAUAGAACUCGAGUUUGAGAAACUCCAGUUCCACCUCAACACUAGAACUUGAGUCCUUGAGGCUCGAUUUUGUCACCGAACUCGAGUUUCACAGAUUCAAGAUACUAGUUUCCUAAAUAGUAUCAAAACCUUGCUAACUAAUGAUAUUCUCUCCCAAAAUUAUGCUAGCUUGCAAAUUACCUCUCGAAACCUAAAGGCAAGAGAAACUUCGUUCUAUGACGGAGGGAAAGAGAGGGAGCUUAAGGGUCGCUGGCGGGGGUUCUUUUGUCGCCGAUCUACGGUGGAGUGACUCGCUCAACAUCGACAAGGCAAGAACAAAGCAAAGAGAGGCGCUGAGGGGCUUCGGUGCAAGAGAAGGAAGAACUGAGAGGCAGAUGUCUUUUAGGGCUUCUAGUUGAUUGUUACGCUCAAACCAGGAUCAACGAAUUUAAAAAUGGAUGAGACUAUGAAGCAAUUCCAAGAGGGCUUAAUUGAGCUUGAAACUGAAGCUGAGCAUCUUCUUUUAGCUCACCAUCAGCUAGUUGAAAAUGACAGAGUGAGGAAUGGGAAUAGGGAGGCACUUACUGCAUUGAGGAAGAGGGCUCAGGCUACAAAAACUAGCGUUCCAUCUCCUUUUGAGUCAAUAAUGAGAGAUAUUGGGGAUCCCGAAUCCAGGCCCUUGGUGGAGGUAUGUACCACCUGUGGCUACCAUGACUCUAAUGAGCGGACAUGGAUGAUGUUCCCCAGGACUGAUCUUAUUGAUCAAGCACAACUUGACUUUGAAGCAAAAAGACUACAGAGCUAUAUGAAAGAGAAGUCCAUUUUGAUUUCAGAAAGAGGUACCAUUGGUGACAGGAUCAGUCCAGGUGUACUCAAAUCUCUCAUAACCCUCUCAGACAAACCAAAGUAAGUGGUGAUUUUGGAAAUAUAGUCUACGUCAUGGCAAUAACCACACCUCUAGUCCCCCUGUGGAAAUUACACUCAUUUCUUCUCCAUCUCACAAUUGUAACAUUCUCAUUUACCUGGUAUAAAAUUAUGUAUAGACUAGUUUUGAAUGUUUUCUCCUAAUGCUGCUCAUGAGGGUUGCUAAUUGCAACAUUUGACUCCACGUUAGUAAUGAUAGAAAAUUUAGAAGUUAA